Bradysia coprophila is the source of this 5711-nucleotide messenger RNA. RefSeq names its product Putative vitellogenin receptor yl (gene yl). NCBI's taxonomy places the organism in Eukaryota, Metazoa, Arthropoda, Insecta, Diptera, Sciaridae. Gene Ontology annotation, molecular function: hormone binding; protein binding; calcium ion binding. Gene Ontology annotation, biological process: receptor-mediated endocytosis. The record is from RefSeq and is a predicted model, not a curated record. Gene Ontology annotation, cellular component: signaling receptor complex; plasma membrane; apical plasma membrane.
UUAGUCAUUUUGUUGUUACGCUUCCACGAUCGUCGAAUGUUUUGUGAUAAUUAAUUGGUUUUCUUUGAAAUUUCUAAAAAAAAUCUUUUCGAUGUUCAGUAAAGAUUAUGUGAUUGGUUUCGUACAUUAAAUUGGUAUCGAUAAUAACAAUCAAUAAAUUUAUGGGAACAUUUUGUCCGGAAGUAGUUAAAAAUUCAAAUUUUCUAUUUUCACCUUCAAAGGUGACUCCAAGUGUCAAAAGUGUCGUGUUCCAUAAAGUGCACGUGCAAUGUAUAAAACUAUUGUUUUCUUGUUGAUACUUUUCUCGGUCGGCAUCAUCGGUAUAGCGAUAAAUGCCAACGAAUAUUUGUCGGAAGAAAAUUUUCUUCCUUGUCCGAAUCCUCAAGAUUUUCAUUGUUCAACUGGAAGCGUAUGUAUUAAGUCCGAAUUACAAUGUGAUGGAAAAAAAGACUGUCCGGAUGGUAGCGACGAAUUCGAAGCUGAAUGCGAUUUCAAAUUGUGUAAACCGCCAAAAUAUUACACGUGCAAAGACAAUGAGACCUGCAUCGUCCAGAACUUUCGAUGCGAUGGCCAUAACGAUUGUCCGUCAAAUGACGACGAAGAUAAUUGUAGCGAUUAUGUCCCACAUCAUGAGAUAAUUGAAUGCAAUGCGAACGAAUUCACUUGCUUGCGGGAUAACAUGUGCAUUCCCAUGGAAUUUGUAUGCGAUGGUAUUCAUCAUUGUGUGGAUAGUAGUGAUGAGAAUAUGGGAUGUUUAAAUAUUAAAAAGAGUUGCAAAGGAUUCUUAUGCAAAAAUAAUCAUUGUCUGAACGAUAAAACUUGGGUAUGUGACGGCACAAACGAUUGUGGUGAUGGCAGCGAUGAAACGAAUUGCAUGUCCGAUUGCACAUCCGGCAAUAAAAAGUUUUUGUGCGGCGACAGUGUAACGUGUAUAGCGAUCGAAAAUGUCUGUGACAACCGAAAAGACUGCAAAGAUGGAUUGGAUGAAGGUGGAAUAUGCAAUAAAUUCCAAAACAAUACGGCUUGCGAAUUGAAUUAUUGUCCGUCUAAUGCUGAGUGCUUCAUUUGGCCGACUGGACCGGUGUGUGUUUGUCCACAAGGAUUUUCAUACAAUCCACAGAAAAAGACGUGCGAGGACAUCGACGAAUGUCAAACAUACGGUAUCUGUUCGCAAGGAUGUGUCAACUCGCCCGGAUCAUACAAAUGUACAUGCGAGAAACGAUUUCGGCUCAAAGGCGAUAAAAAAACAUGCGAAAGCAUCAGUCACACCGAACCGAUACUCUUAUAUGCUGGAAAGACGUCCAUCAACAUGGUGUAUCUAAGGUCGAAUCAUCAGUCCGUUGUUACCGAAAAAGUUCGACAGGUCAUCGGUGUGAGCUACGAUGGUCAUUUCGUUUAUUGGACCAAUGUCGCAUUGAAUAGUGAGAGUAUAGUGAAGGCACGGGAGGAUGGAAGUAAAGUGGAGACAUUGUUAACAACCGGUCUAUCAUUACCUGAAGACAUAGCUGUUGAUUGGAUCACCGGAAAUCUCUAUUUUUCCGAUGCCAUGUACAUGCAUAUCGCUGUUUGCUCGAACGAUGGCAAACACUGCACAAGUUUGAUCACUGAUAAGGUUGAAAGACCUCGCAGCAUUGCAUUAUAUCCGCAAGAGGGUCGCAUGUAUUGGUCAGAAUGGGGUACCGAACCAAUGAUUGCUGUAUCUCAUAUGGAUGGCUCUUUUGCGGCUCCAUUCAUACGCGACAACAUUCACUGGCCGAGUGGAGUGACGUUGGACUGGCCAAACAAUCGCCUGUACUGGGUGGAUGCUAAAGUUAAGAAAAUCGAAAGCUGCAAUCUGGAUGGCACUGGAAGGCGAACCGUCAUCGAUCAAGUUUUGAAACAUCCGUAUGGUUUGGCCGUGUUUGAAAACAACAUUUAUUGGUCCGAUUGGAGUGCAAUGAGUAUCGAAACGUGCAAUAAAUUUUCGUGCAAAGACAAAAAAGUAAUUGUCAGAGAUCGCAAAGUUUACGAUAUUCACAUCUACCACAACAGCAUUCAACCGAUAACCAAGAAUCCUUGCAAAAAUAAUCAAUGUAGUCACCUCUGCAUGCUGGCAUCGAACUCAACAUUCACGUGUGGCUGUCCUACCGGUAUGGCUCUAGACGUUGACCAAAUAUCGUGCUCUGCUACUAUCAAAAAGGAGAGCAUCUAUAUCGGUUUGCGUAACUAUCUCAUUAUGAUGGAACACGAAACGUUCGGUCGCCAUCAGAUCGAAAAAGCGAAGGUCGUCCCGAUGUACAUCCACAAAAUGGCAUUUAAUCUGCUCAAUGGUCAUGUGUUCAUUGCCGAUAAUAUUGCGCGAAUCAUUUACGAUUAUGACUUGGUCGAGGAAAAGGCAAUCGAGUUGAUUUCGACCAAUGUCGGCAUUGUUACGUCGAUGUCUUUCGAUCAUCUGUCGAACAAUUUGUACUGGGCCGAUUCGGAGCAUGGAACAGUGGAAGUUUAUUCGAUGAACAGAAAGCAUCGGGCCAUAGUGCACCAUUAUUUUCCGGCUAAGCCAAUUGGCAUUGCUGUUGUUCCGGAAAAUGGUCACAUGUUUGUUGCGUCCAGGACGUAUUACGGCCAUACACACAUUGACAUACAAUCAUUGCAUGGGGGUGGUGACCAUCAUCACAUUAUUGAAUCUCAACUAGGCGAUAAGCUUAUCGAAUUCGCUAUUGAUCGACAAGUAAACGAAGUUUAUUUUUGUGAUUCGGAAAUGCAUCAAAUUAGCUGGACCGACUACACAGGUGAAUCGUUGCACGUAUUCAAAUCAGUGCCCGCCGAGCCCAUAUCCCUUGCUGUACUUAGCGAAGAUGUGUUUUGGACGAGUAACAAAUCACAUGACGUUUUUUGGACACCGAAACACAGUCCUGACACCACGAAACAAUUGGUUUUACCGCAUCACGAUUACGUCACCAACGAUGACCGUCCAGUUCUCGUCGGUGUAAUGCCCACCGUGGUCAGCAGCCAUCCGUGUACGAUUAAUAACGGCGGUUGUAGUCACAUUUGUGCAACAUAUGAUUCCAAGCAACAUGUUUGUCUAUGUCCACCCGGAAUGGUUUUUUCAGACUAUCGAAACAACACAUGCAUGGAAGCGAUUGACUGUGAAUUUAGAUGCGGUUCAGGUGAAUGCAUUACAGCUUCUAGACAAUGCAACAAUUUUAAAGACUGUGCUGACGGAUCGGAUGAGCGUGACUGUGCCUCACAUAAAAAUCUGGAAGUAAAAUGCUAUCGCGACGAAUUCAAAUGCAUUGACGGUAAACAGUGCGUGGCAAUCGAACUACGCUGCGACAAAAUCAACGAUUGUACCGAUAAGUCCGAUGAGAGAGAUUGCGUUGGAUACAAUACGACAACAAAAUGCCAUGAAAAUCAAUUCCGAUGUACCGAUGGGCUGUGUAUAGAUCUAACAGCUGUCUGUGACCGCACAAAUGACUGUGAAGAUGGUUUGGACGAGUUGAAAUGUCACGAUAAGAAGGCAAUGAAGAGUGUUUGCAAGUCGAACAUGUUUACCUGUGCUAAUGGUCAAUGCAUACCAGCAACGUGGGUGUGUGACGAGUACCCCGACUGUCGUGAUGGAUCGGAUGAACACCAUUGCCCCGAAAAAGUUUGUCCGGAAGGCUUUCUACAAUGUAAACAUGGUCGAUGCGUUCAUUUGGAUCUCGUUUGCGACGGUUUCAACAAUUGCGGCGAUGAUACGGACGAAUUGAACUGUACCAACGUACCAGCACCUGCAACGUGCGAAAAGUUUGAUUCCAACAAUGAGCCACUGCAAUUCCAAUGCAUGUCCGACAAAACCAUUUGUCUGAACAUAACAGCUCGAUGUAACGGAACAGCUGAAUGUCCACGCGGUGAAGAUGAGGCUAAUUGUACCGGAUGUCGGAUCAACGAAUUUGAAUGUGCGAACAAGAAGUGUAUUCGACAGGAAUGGCGAUGUGACAAGGAAAACGAUUGUGGUGAUAGAAGUGAUGAAAUUGGAUGUGUCAAUGAGCUUGUCGUCACUAACAAAACGAAUAUCGGUUGUGGACCAGGCAUGUUCAGUUGCAGAGAUGGAAAUUGUAUUUACAUAGAGCUCGUGUGCAAUGGUCAGAAUGAUUGUCCGAACAGAAUGGAUGAAUCGAGUGCUUGUAAUACUUCGUGCUUGAACCAUCCAUGUCAACAAAUGUGCCAUCCGUCCCCAUUCGGUGCAGUUUGUUCGUGUAAGGAAGGUUUCAAGUUGGGUGGAGACGGAAGGAGUUGUUUCGAUAUCGACGAGUGCAAACUUUACGAACCGUGCGCUCAGAAGUGUGAAAACACACUAGGAUCUUACCGUUGCAGUUGCUACGCCGGUUACAUGUUGAAAGCGGAUAAAGUGUCCUGUAAAUCAGUCAGUGGACACGCACACAUAAUUUACAGUUCAAUGAAUCUCAUCUACGAUAUCAAUAUUGCAUCGCUCGGAGUUUUAUGGUCAUCAAAUGGUUCGAGAAUCGCUGGAAUGGAUGUAAAUAUGCGAAAAAAUUUGCUAUACUUCACGGUCGAGGACAGCAAUGCACUGUACGAGAUGAAUUUGGAUAAUAAGAAAGUCGUAUACGUUACAAACAUCGGUAACCCGCAUCACAUUGCCGUUGAAUGGGUGACUGAUAACGUGUACUUCUUCGAUCAGGACACGAAUCCAUCAAUCAAAGUCUGCCACAUGGACAGACAAGUGUGCACCCGAAUCAUUACAUUGAAAUAUCGUGAUGUGGUCAAAUCGCUCGUCGUUGACAGUACAAACGACAAAAUAUUUUACUCGAUUGUGCAUCCGUUAUACAGCUCCGCCGAUUCGUUCAUCUAUUCGCACAGUUUAGACGGUAGUCGAGAAAAAGUUAUAGUGAAAGGAUCCGGUCACAUCAGCGGACUAACCAACGAUGUUAACAAACAAAUUUUGUAUUACGCCGAUUUGUCCACCAGUUCCUUAUGGUCGGUGAGAUAUGACGGCACUGAUCGAAAAGAAAUACUUAAGAAAAAUCCAUUCAUCACCCGACCAUCCGAUAUGAGCUUUUACGAAGAUCAUCUGAUGAUUUUGAAUACCGGCACGAAAAUGGUCGCUGUCUGUCGGACGUACGGUGAUAGAAAGUGCAGCUCAUUCGAGUUCAGUUCGUACAAUUCUGAAAAUUUGGUCGUCGCACAAGAGUCUCGACAACUAGAAAGACCAAAUAAUUGCCUCGGCACCAACUGUAGUUUGAUCUGCGUUCCAGCCGAAUUAGGACCGAAGUGUAUAUGCCAUGGUGGUGUACCGGAAGUGGAUGGUCGUUGUAAUGAAAUGUCCAACGACGUAGCCAUCUCUCCACGGUUCAACACACUAACCAGCACAAGCACCAAAACCAAGACGAGUUCGAAUCACCCGUUGCUCGCCACUAUAUUUUCCGUUCUCGGCAUUCUGGUUGGAUCCGCAAUCGUUUCAAUGAGUGUCUUCUAUGUGUAUCAGAAGUAUUUCCAUCUCCAUAAAAAAUUCAACAUUAGCAUGCAUUUCGAGAAUCCUGCAUCUGCCAACAUCGAUAAUGCACAAGUGAAAAUGUGCCGACCACCACCGCCGCAAUUAACUACAACUUCGAGUAAUUAUUACAACGAAAUUUAUGUCAACAAUCAGGAACCAAUCGGUCCAAUCGUUGAAGAAUAUGACGUCAAUUUGACAACGGACAGUGAUACGGCACAAUUGAUUUACUAAAUUUAGA